Messenger RNA from Micropterus dolomieu (smallmouth bass), 2304 nucleotides. Its product is annotated as T-lymphocyte activation antigen CD80-like. The coding region runs from base 479 to 1282 and encodes 267 amino acids. Lineage: Eukaryota; Metazoa; Chordata; Actinopteri; Centrarchiformes; Centrarchidae. Gene Ontology annotation, biological process: cellular response to lipopolysaccharide; immune response; T cell costimulation. Gene Ontology annotation, cellular component: external side of plasma membrane. The record is from RefSeq and is a predicted model, not a curated record. The transcript has 7 exons.
AAGCGUUGGCUAGGUUUACGGAGACAUGUCCACAUCCCUUUUGUGGAUCCUAGUUUCAGUUUCGGCUGAUUUUCUCGCUGGACUCUGUAGACAGGGUCUCUUCCUCUUCAGCUGGUGAAAUGAACAUGAGAAGAAGCUCUGAGUGGUUGGAAAUCCGUCUUAGCAUUUUUGUUGGAUUCCGCGCGUGUGGGUGGUGACGCCGUGUGCCAAAAAGGAUCAUCCGCAGAAAAGUGAUUGCCGUCCGAGGGAGCGCGCGCCGUAUACAAGGAAAUUGGGCAUUAGGCACAACACCUGUUCCUCCGGAACGCAGGACCGGCUCUUUUCACAAGCUGCUGAUUGGUUCUGUGGGGAACUCUCCUUCUGGACAAGAACAGAGGGUCAAACACUGGAAGAGUGGUGUCCUCUCCACGUUUGAUGGCAGCACAUAACGCUCACAUGCAGAGAUAAACCUGCCAGGCACAAUUUAAUCUACACAGACAUGUCUGGUACAAACCUUGCGAUUUUCCUUCUAUGUGCACCCAUCAUGGGUCAGACAACUGUGCUGCUCAAUGCCCCUGUUGGAGGCUCUGUCCUGAUUCACUGUUACCUACCAGUUCAUCCACUGAAUCUCAGAUGGUUUUACUGGCAGGAGGACCGGUCUGACAACAUUUUGUUCCACUGGGACGCCAUUGGAAAAACAUCUCCAAUAGCUGAUGAAUACAGGAACAGGUGUCACCUCUUCAAUACUGAGUUUACUUCUGGAAAUAUUUCCAUUACACUUGACAAUGUUGUUGUUGGGGAUGACCAGAAAACCUUCUGGGCAUAUGUUAGUUAUGAUAAGCAGAAAAUACAGUCUGAACAAUGGUGCAAAUCUACAUUGCAGGUUUCAGCUCCCUAUCAAGAUCUCAUCCUGACAGUUAACAAGACAGCAAGCAGUGCAACCUGCACAGCACAUGGAGGAUACCCUGAACCUCAAGUGUCAUGGUCAGGUCUAAACAAAUCCAGUGCUACACAGCUGGACUUGCAGGGUGCUGAGACGUCCCUGCAGCAGGAUCCAACAGAGAAAACCUUCUCUGUCAUAACCAGUGUCAGUGUGAAGGAGUUGCAGUCUGUAACCUGCCUCAUCUACAACCCUCACUCCAACGAGAGUCUGAAGAAAACCACAGAUAUUGAGGCUCCUGGUGAGGAUCAGCAGAGGAACCGUUAUGGUUUACUUGUUCUUGUACUUGUACUUGUAAUUGUACUUGUAGUAACUUGUUGGUGCAGAGAAUGGCCCACAGUAAACCCACCCCAGCAGCAAUGAAUGUGUCUGAGGAGAUUGUUUGAGAUUCCACCUGUGGAUGGUUCUGCAGACUGAGUGACGAAUGAGGACACUACUGCUGAUGAUGUUGCUGCAGAACAGGAAAUACUACUGUUCAGCGACAGCAAGAACAAUGUUGAUGAAACAAACACCUAAUGAAGUGUCACGGACAAAUAAGAGUCACCAGAAUGAAUCAAGCCUGGGAUCAGAACUGUUGCUGUUUGGUCUGGUGGGUUUGAGCAGGUGAAAAAGCUGUUUGUAAAUCUCUGGUACUGAUUAAACAACCCGACCGAAACUGCCUGACAAGGUCCACAUCCAAGCAGACUGGAUCUGUAGAAGGUAUUUAUAUAUUUAUGUAUUUCAUUUGGUAACCAUGGAAACACAUUGACAUAUUAACAUGUGACUGCUGGGAUUUUCUGCAUUCUACUGACAGUUCAUGAAGUCCAUUUAAAAGUGUGUGACAUAGUGGUUCCACAGUGAUUCCUCUGAUAUAUUCCUGUACCAGAUGCCUCCUUUUCAUUCUGUAUCUGUCUGCUUUUCAUCAUUCAACAUCAGAUAAUGCAUUGCUGCUUCCUAUGUUUAUAUUGAUCUCUGGUGUCAAAUAUUUCAUGGAGAAAUAACUAAUAAGCAUUAAUAGAGUGCAAAACAAUGGAUGAGACUGCUUAAUACACACAAACUAACUCUCUUUCACACCUGUAGUUUCAUUUGGUCUAGACAAGGAAAAAAAGUUUGUUGUCAUUUUGUUCUAGCCCAGUUUGUGUUCACACUGACUUUUUCUAAACCAAGAGAAGUAAAUGAUGUCAUCCCGAAUCAUCACUGCUACGUGGACCCAUGUGGCGAGGUGAUAAUCCAGUGACCAAUGUCUGGAGGUGUGUGUGUGUGUACAGUAUGUGUGCACACUUUACAGCCCCCCUGCACUCACACCCACCUCAAUUAAUACACACACACACACACGCACAAUGAUUUAUGUGUAAAGUACAGUACACAUUCAUGCUGUAUGUCCAUAAAUAAAGUUUUUAAUCUCG